AGUGAGUAAUACAUUAUCGUUAACAGUAGUUUGCAAGCCAGUGAAGCAGGACAAAAAACUUUCAUUAGUUCACACAGAGAGUGCUAGAAAAGUGUUUGAAACUGGAAACAGCAGAAAGGAGGAGGGUUGGUGGCAAGAAAUUUGAAGUCAGUGAUUAUGACAGCGAACGCGUUUUCUCUCUGGCCUCGUUGACUUGUCACGUUGAAGUAAAGUGUGAACCUAACCGCUUAAAAGGACUUAACCAUUCCUUAACCUUCUCUUAUUAUUCCUUACACUCUUUCAACGUCAUUUAGUACUCUUUUUUCCUACCUCUUUUAAAUGUUUCAACCUCGUUGGCCCCACUGCAUUUCCCAACUCUUCUGGACUCCUUCUGAUAUUUUUUUAAUCUUCAUUAUGAUGCACACAAGUGUUUUUCAUUCUGCUUUGCGUCUCUUACACGGUUUAGAGCCUCCCGGACCAAGGCAAGUUUCGCUUUUGAAGCAGAGUACGUUAAGAGAUUAUAAGGAAUAAGCAGACAAGUCAAGUCUUUGUGCUUCUGUCGAUAGUCGCAAGAAUUGGUCUCCCUCCCCUAAUGGCUAGAUAUGUAUGUAUGUGUAAAUGUCUUGGUUUCACACUCCCUCUUCCCUGGAAACUUUUUCAAGGAGUAUUCCCUGAAUUCCUAGUCAUUUUCUAAUUUAACUGACGUAUCAGGCGCUUCCAGUGGUGUUAUAUUGGAAAGAGUAUAAAAGCAAGUUAGACAAAUUUCUGCUCAGUUUGGAUAAUCGAAUCGGAGAUGAAUUCUAUGCUAUUUUUCUCACAGACGUAGUGUGCGAUUGAAGAAGCAUGAGUCCGGUUCAUGGAUUCGUAUUACUGCUUUUGUUUUCUAAGUUUAUGCCACUUCUCUUGGCAGCCGGGGACCAUGGAAGGUGUUCAUUUCCUUGUGGAUAUCUUGGCAAUCUCACUUUCCCUUUUACUAUAACUGGACGCCCCGACUGUGGCUUCUUGUCCAUACGAAAUUGUAGUGAUGAUCCACAUACGCCCAAAUAUAUCCAAUUACAACCAAAUGGAGGUUGGGUUCAGGUUGUAACCACAUAUUCGCUUAUUAGUAGCUCUACUAUCCGUUUCGCAACUUUUCAAUUUAGAGACAAAUAUUUUUAUGAUCUUCUGCAGAACCGAAGUUGUGAAGUUUUCACAAACAGUUAUACUCUUCCUCUUAAAUCUCACUUUGCUGCUUUUAGAUUGUUAUACAACACAAGUCUGUUCUUGUGCAACAAGACCCUCAAUGCCACAAAUAAAAAUAUGAGCAAGUAUAAUGCGUGCCUUGGCUACGAUAUCUACUACAACCACUUCAAUAAAACAGACGAGGAUGCGUCUCAGAGUUCUUUGAAAGCGUGUAAAAAGGUCCUGCUUCCAAUUAAAGACGUGCCUGACGCCAAUGACCCAUUUACUUUCGUAACUGGCGAUGUCACUGUUGUAGUAACAUUAACAGAUCAAUGUUCAGAUUGCCACUAUCGCAAAAGAGGGCAGUGUCAACUUGACAGCAGAGAGCAAUUUUGUUGUGCCAAUGCUCCGGAAAAAAGCUCGCGUUGGAAGGUCAAACUGGCUUUAGGUUUAGGCAUUGGAGUCCCAUGCAUGAUGUUAAUUGGGUUGUUGUUUUUCCUUCUACUCCGCAAACGAAAACAUGCUACCUCAGGCGGACAACUAAAGUCAAGAGAUUCUUAUUCAGAUUCCUCCUCCAUUUCUCUUCGAGCAAAUAGUGCCGAAUACUUUGGAGUUCCACUCUUCUCUUACGCGCAGCUUAAAGAAGUGACAAACAAUUUCGACCAUGCUCAGGAACUUGGAGAUGGAGGCUUCGGUACUGUCUACUAUGGGAAACUCCCAGAUGGAAGGGAAGUUGCGGUUAAGCGGUUAUACGAGCACAAUUGGAGGCGAGUAGAACAGUUCAUGAACGAAGUUAAAAUCCUCACACGGUUGCGUCACAAAAAUCUAGUGUCACUCUACGGGUGCACUUCACGGCACAGCCGUGAACUCCUACUUGUGUACGAAUACAUUUCAAACGGCACCGUAGCAUGUCAUCUCCACGGUGGAUUAACCAAGCCUGGCUUUCUACCAUGGCCUACACGUAUGAAAAUUGCCAUAGAAACUGCCAGUGCAUUGGCUUAUCUCCACGCCUCAGACAUCAUCCACCGUGACGUGAAAACAAAUAACAUUCUCCUGGACAACAACUUCUGUGUUAAGGUAGCAGAUUUUGGUCUUUCAAGAGACUUCCCAAACGAUGUAACACAUGUCUCCACAGCUCCCCAAGGAUCCCCGGGUUACCUUGACCCUGAAUAUUAUAGCUGCUACCAGCUGACUAUUAAGAGUGAUGUGUAUAGUUUUGGGGUUGUGCUUAUUGAGCUGCUCUCAUCGAAGCCUGCUGUUGAUAUGAACAGGAGUAGGGAUGAGAUUAACUUGUCAAAUCUAGCAGUUAGGAAGAUUCAAGAAAGUGCAAUUGGUGAGCUUGUAGAUCCUUGCCUUGGUUUUGAUUCGGACAGUAGGGUUAAAGGGAUGAUAGUUUCAGUGGCAGGGUUGGCUUUACAGUGUUUGCAGAGGGAAAAGGAGUUGAGACCUUCGAUGGAUGAGGUGUUGCAUGAACUGCAGAGAAUUGAGAGUGGGAAGGAUGAGAUAGAUGUUGAUAAUGGAGGAGUUGCAGAAAGUCGUGCACAUUCACCACCACCGGCUUCACCAGAGUGGGAUGAAGCUGUACUGUUGAAGAAUACGAAUCCUACUUCCCCUGACACUGUCACUGAUAAAUGGGAAAGUAAAUGUACUACACCUAAUAUAAGUGGCUAAUCACUUGCUCUAUCAUUAUUUCUUGAUAAUCUCAUUUUACCAUACUCAUUAUUAGUUGAG
Molecule: messenger RNA, 2871 nt
Organism: Vigna angularis (adzuki bean)
Lineage: Eukaryota; Viridiplantae; Streptophyta; Magnoliopsida; Fabales; Fabaceae
Product: LEAF RUST 10 DISEASE-RESISTANCE LOCUS RECEPTOR-LIKE PROTEIN KINASE-like 1.2
Exons: 4
Coding region: 823-2811 (662 amino acids)
Biological process (GO): protein phosphorylation
Molecular function (GO): ATP binding; polysaccharide binding; protein kinase activity
Source: RefSeq, a predicted model, not a curated record